Cinclus cinclus is the source of this 1008-nucleotide messenger RNA. It is a transcript of the gene IL18BP, whose product is annotated as interleukin 18 binding protein. Gene Ontology annotation, molecular function: interleukin-18 binding. The transcript has 7 exons. NCBI's taxonomy places the organism in Eukaryota, Metazoa, Chordata, Aves, Passeriformes, Cinclidae. Bases 1 to 1008 code for a protein of 335 amino acids. The record is from RefSeq and is a predicted model, not a curated record.
AUGGCGGCACAGGACCCAUGGACGCACAUCAGCGUCCAGGUGAGGUCCCCGUGCGGUGCCGUCGCGCCACGUGGCCGGGGCCAAGGGCGGCUCCCGGUGAGUCACGGCGCUGCCUCUCGCCCCUCCCCGAGCUGCCUCAUAAAGCUCCGCGGUGCCGAGCGCCGCCCGUGUCUGAGCCGCGGGCUCUCCUCUCCGUAUGUACGGGAGCGGUGCGCGGACAGCCUUGGGGGGCAUCGGCCGCGACUUGAGGGACCCCGGGAGGAGGAUGCUGGGGGGUACGGGACUAUCCCAGGCUCGGGGGGUGCUGGGUGGAUACGGGAUCGUAGACCUGGGGAGAGCAUGCUGGGGGCUCCAUUUUUGUCUGCAGAGCCCCUGGGACACCCUGCCUGGAUCCUCUUGCUCUGCUGGGGCCUGGCCGCUUGCUGCACAGAUGCCAUGGCCUCACAGCCGCCCAAAAUCACCAUCCUGCGGAUGCCAGCAGCGCUCCCUCACCCAGGUGAGAGUGUGACUGUGUCAUGCGAGGCGUGGAGUGGGCUUCCAGAGCUGACGCUGCUCUACUGGCUGGAGAACGGCUCCUUCGUGGAGAGCCUGCACCCGGAUGGGGCUGUGCAUGAGGGGACAGUGCAAGAGGAGCUGCGGGGCUCGGGAUGGGCCCUGCACCGUGAUCUGCACUUCAGCUCCUUCGACAGCCAGCACCUGCACACCAACUUCACCUGCGUGGUGCUCAGUCCCCUCGGUGUCGACACCAGGGAGGUGUCCAUCAUGAAGAUGACAUCCCAACUAAAGGGCAGGGUGCCCGUUUUCCAGAAGGAGAUGGAGCAGCCAGCAUGGGUGGGUUGGUGGCAUUGGGAUGUUCCUGUGGACACAGUAGCAGCUAAGAAGGUGGGGGCCAUAUGCAACACCAUCUCCGUGAUGGUGGAGGUCUUGCUGGUGUGGGGGGCUUGCAGUGGCCAGGGUCCUGGCCAGCAGAUGCUCCAUGUCCCCAUCAUGCUGCUGAGGACAGUGUAG